Messenger RNA from Paracoccidioides lutzii Pb01, 720 nucleotides. RefSeq names its product DlpA domain-containing protein. Bases 1 to 720 code for a protein of 239 amino acids. The transcript has 5 exons. The record is from RefSeq and is a predicted model, not a curated record.
AUGACAUCAAAAUCGCUGGAGGCAAAGCUGUCUGCUCUGCAGAAGUAUUCGGUUUGCGAUGUUUCAGAUGCUCUUCUCGCUCUCCAGAAAGUCCCCAAAGGCGAAACUACUCGAGCUGGUUUCCUUGCAGAUCUCGUCCCCUUUUCUCCGUCCCGCAUCAACGUUGAAAACCAACCAAAAGUUGUCGCUCCUGUAUCGACAUUCAAAUUCAUACCAAAACAUGACCUUGUCCCGGAAGAUACGUCACCAUCAAAGGACCAUGGCAUCCCGGCUGGUAGCCAUUGGGUUGACUGGGCACAACCAGGGACCGUCGUGGUCAUUGAGCAGCCUGCCGGUCAAUAUUGUGCCGCUUUGGGUGGUAUAAUGGCCUCGCGAAUGAAGGUCCUAGGUGUAAAAGGAGUAGUUGUGAAUGGCCGAAUAAGGGAUAUGGCUGAAUUGCGGAGUACAAAGUUACAGGCACCUACAUCGACUGUAGGCUCUGGUGCGGAGUCCAGACCUGGAGCACGAAAUGUCCCUGUCAAUAUAGGUGGAGUUACGGUUUCUCCGGGUGACAUUGCGUUCUGUGACCCGCUCGACGGGGUUGCGGUUAUCCCUGCCGAGCUUCUCGACGAUGUUCUCGCCUUAAUGGCCAAGCUUGUGGCGGCUGAUGAGAAGGUCAAGGAAGAUGUCCUGAACGGAUCUAGUGUUUUUGAUGCGUUUAAAAAGCAUCGUGGAACUUAA